AUGUACCCUACUGUCCUGGGCUACCAAAUUGUACAGCUUCUAGGCGGUGGCGGAUUCUCACGCGUGUUUCGCGCCGUGAACCCUUCGUCGUCGGCCCACCCUCAGGCAGCUGUCAAAGUGGUAUCCUAUGUAUCCACCAGCAACAAGCAGCCUAUAGACCGACGUGCGCUUCAAAAAGAAGUGCAAAUUCACAGUAUUUUGAAGCACAAAAACGUGCUGGCGUUUCUAGGCUCGGUCGAGUAUGCAGUCGGGUCUUCGGCGCCCAGCAACUAUGUACGUGGCCUCUACAUCCUCCUUGAGCUAUGUGCAGGCGGCGAUUUGUUUGACAAGAUUGCGCCUGAUGUCGGUGUCGACGAAGACUUGGCGCAUUUCUACUUUACGCAGCUCAUGGCCGGCUUGGUGUACAUCCACGGCCAGGGCGUGACACAUCGCGAUAUCAAGCCCGAAAAUAUGCUGCUGGAUGCGCAGGGCAACUUGAAAAUCGCCGAUUUUGGAUUGUGCAGUGUGUACAAGUACAAAGGCAAAGAACGAACGCUGCAUGGUACGUGUGGCAGUCUGCCCUACAUUGCCCCGGAAAUGAAUGGACGGCCGUAUCAAGGCGAACCAGUGGACGUAUGGAGCAGCGGUGUGGUCCUUUUUGCUAUGCUGGUCGGGAACACCCCAUGGGAUGAACCUACACGGCGUAGCCCAGAGUACACAGCGUACCUCUCCGGCGAACUAUUCCGCGUCGAUCCAUGGACACGUUUGAGUGGCGAUACGCUCUCUCUUCUCCGAAAGAUGAUGCAUCCUGAUCCAGCCAAACGUAUUACCCUCGCGCAAAUUCAGCGCCAUCGAUGGUUUACACGGCCCAACAGUCUGCUCACGUCCGGCAAGUGCAACGAUCCUGUGAGUUUGGCGGAACGUCUUCUGUACGGUCUCAUGGUCUCAGGUGAUAUGCAUGUAUCAUUGCACAGCGACGGUCAGCGUGCCCCUGUGCCUGAAAACAUCUCGUUGACGCAGCCUGACGCCUUAGCCUCGCGAUCGUCGUUGGCAUGGGGUGCCGAUGAUACCAUGCCGUCGUCGACUGCCCAGCCAGCGUUGGGCGCACGACGCAGGCUCAUGACAACAUCGCAAGUGCCUGGACGCACGCGUGAUCUCAGCACACAGAGUGACGAUAUGGGCGGCGAGUUCACGCAGGCGUUAGGCUACUUUACACAGUCGUCAGCAGCGCCGAUGGGAAUGGUUUUGCAGCUUACACGUUUCUACACCGCCGCUGAUCCCGCGUCGAUGGCGCACAUACUAUCGCAAGCGCUGCAUAAACAAAAAGCCCAGUUCCAUGUGGAUGCUAUGGGCGAUGAUCCAGAUUGGAUGGAUGACGUUGAGGACGUCGAAGCGACGUCAACUGCUUCCUCGUCCGGACCAGAUACCCUACGACAUGCACAUGGUGUACGCAUCCGCCUCGGCCUCAUGGAUCGACGCAAGUGUGCAUUGAAGGGAGAAAUUCGUAUGGAGCGCGUGGCAGAGCUGCCAUCGGAUUUGGGCGACGCUGCAGGGAAGCCUGGCAGCUUUGUACUGAUGCGGCGUAGCAAGGGCAACCCGCUCGAAUGGCGCCGUCUCUUCCGCGACUUAUGCCGCGACCCAGAUGUGCGUACCAACAUAGCCAUGCCUAGUUCUAUGUAA
This is a messenger RNA of Malassezia pachydermatis, 1659 nucleotides long. Its product is annotated as camk camkl chk1 protein kinase. The record is from RefSeq and is a predicted model, not a curated record. The coding region runs from base 1 to 1659 and encodes 552 amino acids. Gene Ontology annotation, biological process: protein phosphorylation; mitotic G2 DNA damage checkpoint signaling. Gene Ontology annotation, molecular function: ATP binding; protein kinase activity. The transcript is spliced from 3 exons. NCBI's taxonomy places the organism in Eukaryota, Fungi, Basidiomycota, Malasseziomycetes, Malasseziales, Malasseziaceae. Gene Ontology annotation, cellular component: site of double-strand break; nucleus; cytoplasm.